This is a messenger RNA of Naegleria fowleri, 807 nucleotides long. RefSeq lists its product as uncharacterized. NCBI's taxonomy places the organism in Eukaryota, Heterolobosea, Eutetramitea, Acrasida, Naegleriidae. The record is from RefSeq and is a predicted model, not a curated record. Bases 1 to 807 code for a protein of 268 amino acids. The transcript has a single exon. Gene Ontology annotation, cellular component: zeta DNA polymerase complex.
AUGCAAAUCAAAAAAAAGUUGAAGUGCAAUUCCACAGAGGAUCGAAUGCAACAAGACGAAGAGUUUCAUCAUCAAAACGAGUCAUCUUGCUCCAAUUCAUUAGAUUUGGAUUUUGUGAAUGUGAUGUGUGAAUUUUUGGAAAGUAUUUUUCACACCUUGUGUUAUAUUCAUUCCAUUUAUCCAAGAAAAUUAUUUCGGAAAUACAAAACAUUGUUUUUACAUCAACAGGUGUUUAUUUGUGAAUCUAAAUUAGUGAGAAGUUAUCUCAAUGAAUGUGUACUCUCUAUUAAACCAUUUUUGAAAAAUAGACAUGUGGAUUGUAUUUAUUUUCAAGUGAUGAAGGAAUGCACCAUUCUCUGUGAAUAUCUCUUUCAAUUUAAAUAUUAUAAUUCAAAUAAGAAAAUAUCAGAAGAAGAUUUUUCAAAUAUUUAUUUGCAAUUACGAAAUUUUAAUAUUGAACUACAUACCAUGUUUGGAGUUUCACAAGAAUCCAAUCCAAUAGACCAUGGAGAGAAUUUAACAUUCAAGAUUCGGAUGACUUGUCAUGGACUCUCUACAAAACAGUUACAAGAACAUUUGGAUUGGAUUUCAGUUUCUGAAAAUUUCUACUCGCAUUGCGAUCGACCACAAGAAGAAGAAGAAGAACACUUGAAAGAAGGUCAUUCUGAAACCAAUCCAUUAAGUGAAGAGAUUUUAGGUCAGCAGAAUGAGUCGACACGACAUCACUCUCAGCAACAAUUCAAGUUGACUCCUCUUCAACGAUUUUCAUGCCAAUCACUUGCCAUGCAAUUACUAAAAAAGGAGUAA